AUGAUCAAGGUGAAGCUACAAAUGUGCUGUGUUGCUUCAUUUACUAACAUCCUCAAUUCUCUUAUUUACAUAGUUGUUAAAAUAAUUAAUUUGAUAAUUCUAGUCGAACUCUAUUAUGGAUUUAUGACCACAUUUUCCAUAGGGCCCUCUUAUCUUUUCCUUCUUCGAGUUAAACUUGUGGAAGAAGGAAUCGAGAAGAAAAUAGCAGCAACAACUGGAUUUAUUACAGGACAGUUCAUAAUGUUCAUGUGUAUCUAUCAUGCGCCUUUGCAUUUAACAUUGGAUAGAUCCCAUAUAAUAAUUGUCAUAGUUAUACCUUAUCUUUUAUUUCAGUUCUUCUUCGACAAUAGUCAAAAAAAAAUUUUGAAUUAUGGAUACAAGAAUCCAAAUUCAAUACGUAAUUUUAGUAUUCAAAGAAGAUUUUUUCAUAAUCUUUUUUCAAUUUUUAAAUCCCUUUUCUUACCAAGUUCAAUAUUAUAUACGAGAUUCAUUAAUAUUUAUUUGUUUCGAUGUAACAAUAAAAUUACUAGAAAGAUUAACAUAUCUAGAAUAAAAAAUAAUAUAUACGAGUAUGCCAAGAAAAUAUUCUCUUUCCUUAUUUUUCCAAAGGAAGUUGACGUCAACAUUUAA
Molecule: messenger RNA, 630 nt
Organism: Vigna radiata var. radiata (mung bean)
Lineage: Eukaryota; Viridiplantae; Streptophyta; Magnoliopsida; Fabales; Fabaceae
Product: protein TIC 214
Cellular component (GO): membrane
Source: RefSeq, a predicted model, not a curated record